This is a messenger RNA of Myripristis murdjan (pinecone soldierfish), 2091 nucleotides long. RefSeq names its product sphingosine kinase 1 (gene sphk1). Gene Ontology annotation, biological process: phosphorylation; sphingosine biosynthetic process; negative regulation of apoptotic process. The record is from RefSeq and is a predicted model, not a curated record. Lineage: Eukaryota; Metazoa; Chordata; Actinopteri; Holocentriformes; Holocentridae. The coding region runs from base 63 to 1763 and encodes 566 amino acids. The transcript is spliced from 5 exons. Gene Ontology annotation, cellular component: cytoplasm; intracellular membrane-bounded organelle; membrane.
AGUCCGCACCGCACCGCCAUCCGCACACCGGCCCGCGGGACGCGUCGUCCUCUCCGUCCGGCAUGGAGAAAGAAGAUGCCUCUGAACCGGACCCGUCCCGUCAGCGAAAUGGGGUCGUGGGUGUGCUGUACGGAGAGUUCACUGAUACGCUGAACGACAGGGUCAGGUACUCGGUUAGCCUGACGGAGAGCGCCCUGGCCAUCCAGAAGAUCUCCUCGUCACCUGGACGGACUAAGGUGGUUUUUAACUUGACUGACUGUAUCGGCUGCCGGGCGUACAGGGGCCGGGACAGCACGGACAUCGGCGCUUACUUUUCAGCCUAUUUCUACCCGUUCAAGAGGCGGUGGAUGAGCUCCGGCGUGGCCCGUCAGAGAGUGGAGCAGUGCUUUCGGGUCGCACUGGUCCAGGACCCGGUCGCCAACCUCCAGGAGGCUGAGAGAUGGGCUCAUGCCAUCAGAGAUGCCUCCGUGCAGCAGAUACCGCGGCGAGAUGGUGUGGUGUACACGGAGGUGCGUCGGCCUUGCAGGGUCAUGGUGCUGGUGAACCCUCACAGUGGGCGUGGCCAGGCGCUCCAGCUCUUCACUGGCCACGUACAGGGCAUGCUCACGGAGGCUGCUGUCCCCUACACACUGGUCAUCACAGAGCACCAGAACCAUGCACGGGAGCUGGUGAGGAAGGCUGACCUGUCGCAGUGGGAUGCCCUGGUUAUCAUGUCUGGAGAUGGGCUGCUAUUCGAGGUGAUAAAUGGUCUGAUGGAGAGAGAGGACUGGGAAGAGGCCAUCCAGACUCCGCUGGGCAUUCUACCAGGUGGCUCGGGCAACGCCCUCGCUGCCUCCAUCCACAAUUACUCACAGUCACCUCCAGCAUGGAAUGAAGAGCUACUAUUGAGCUGUGGCUUCAUGCUGUGUAAAGGUCUGGUUGUCUCUCUGGACCUGGUGUCUGUCCACCUGGCAUCUAAACAGCGCGUCUUCUCCUUCCUCUCCCUGGCCUGGGGCUUUGUGGCCGAUGUCGACAUUGAAAGCGAGAAGUACCGGCACAUUGGUGCAAUCCGCUUUCUGAUGGGCACCCUGGUGCGCCUGGCUUCCCUCAGGGUGUACCAGGGCAGGUUGGCAUACCUGCCUAUUAAGGAGGCACCAAAACCUCCUCGAAACAGCAUCAAGACCAGCCCUCCACCCUCCACACCUCAGCACCACUCGUUCUGCACCUCUCUUCCCUGUCGGCCCGUUCCCAACACGUCCCCAAAUCAGAACUCUCUGCACAACCGCAGCAGCACAAACUCCAACCACAACACCAUCACCAACUCCUCUAACAACGCCAUCACCACCAAGAGACCUGAGUCGCAGAGCAACAGCAACACCAGAGGGCCUCCCGACUCCCUGCUUCCCGGCCUGGACCAGCCAGUUCCAGAGAGCUGGACAGUGGUUCGGGAGGAGGAUUUUGUCUUGGUGCUGGCUAUUUACCAGUCUCACCUGGCUGAGGACCUGUGGACAGUCCCAGGUGCUCUGGCAAAUGACGGGCUGAUUCAUCUCUUCUAUGUGACAGCGGGCAUCUCCCGUCCCGCCCUGCUGCGCCUUUUCCUUGCCAUGGAGAAGGGGGCUCACUUGGCCUGCGGCUGCCCCCACCUUGUGUACGAGAAGGUGAAGGCCCUGCGGCUGGAGCCCCUCUCUCCGCAGGGCAUGAUCACUGUGGACGGAGAGAUGGUGGAGUAUGGGCCUGUCCAGGCUCAUAUCCACCCAGGACUGGCCAGACUUAUAUGUGGAUGAACCUGGAUUGUCCAUCUUUACCCAUCCUCCUUUAUUCUGGCUGUAGAAUUUAUCUAUUUCUCAGUAGUUUGGGCUUUAUUACUCUGAGUCGCUUUCUUUAUUUACACUGUGUUUUCAGAAGUGCCAAAGACAUUAUAUCAGCUUUUGGAAAUUCCUCUUUCUAUUUUUCUACGGAGACAACUUGCCCUAUUUUUGAUGGACCCCUCCCCCUUUGUCUCAAUGUUUGAUUCAGGGUUAAAGCCAUGGGUGGUUGUUCUUGCUGCUGGCUGGUCCCAGCUCAGAGAAAGAGAGUGUGUGCAUGUAUGUUUGUGUGUGUGUGUGUGUGUGU